Cucurbitaria berberidis CBS 394.84 is the source of this 1311-nucleotide messenger RNA. RefSeq lists its product as uncharacterized. The record is from RefSeq and is a predicted model, not a curated record. The transcript has a single exon. Lineage: Eukaryota; Fungi; Ascomycota; Dothideomycetes; Pleosporales; Cucurbitariaceae. The coding region runs from base 1 to 1218 and encodes 405 amino acids.
AUGUCUUACCUACUCGAAUUUCCUACGAGCUCGCUUCCUCACAAUGCCCACUCACCACCUUACGUUGUAUUCGCUAUUCAAGGGAAUGAGAUUGUCUCUAAGCUCCCGCCGCGGAUUCCUCUCAACGUAGUCCUACACUUCGCGCCAAAGCUCAAUCAAUGGGUACUACCCUGUCCCUCAACAGCGCAUCUUCCUUUGUCAAUCGCCCGUCUUGCGUUGCGCACACCCUACAUUGGAAUCGAUAUUCUCUCCGAAGAUAUUGAGCCCACCGGCCUGGAAUGGAUACUGAGUAAAAUGCUCAUGGCCUCCGGGCUCGCUUAUCCGAAGUCACUUUUCCACGUCAGCCCCACGAUCACAACAUCUAUCUCCAUCCACAAGACCUGGCUCGCGCUCGACCUGCCCAUCGCUGGCAUCGAAAACCUCCACACACAUAUCCAAAGCCGUCUCAUGCUCGGUCCUGCUGUCACACUGGCGGUAGUGAUGGCGGUAUGGGGCAACUUCCCGCAGUCGUCGCACAUCGUACGUGCCAUGGGUCUUAACUUCAUCCGCUCGCAUAUAGAUCUAGAGUAUACACAACGCGAGACUUCAUCCAUACGGCAUUGGUAUCUAAAAUCUGCAGAGCGGUGCAGGUUCUUUGCGAGCCUAGAAUGUCAAUUUCCAAAGUUUGGCGAAUCCCAGGAUCUGCUAGUGGAGAAGGCGGCAAAGGGUAAUGCAACCCUGUCAACAUCGGCAAGGACUGGGAAAAUGAUGGAGAAGACGGGCACGAAGACAGUGAGCCAAGAGGAGAAGAAAGAAAGGCGGCAGAAGGAUGGAGCGGCGAUGCGGACACGGUUGAGAAGGACGAAGUCAGAUGUGAGUAUAAGGUCGGUAGAAACUGUGAUCUGGGAUCCACCGAGCGAGAGCAAUAAGGAUGAGGGAGCGACUGAAGGUGAAGUGAACGACAAAGACGCGACCACCGAGACUAAAACGGGACCAGAGGUGUCGGAAGCAUUACAGGAUGUGUCUAUUGAAGGCGAAGCCAAAAAAACGUCGCUCGUAAGACUACAACAAGUGCUUAUUCCAGACUUGAAGCGCUUGUCUGAACUCGCCGAAGCAGCAACAGAGUCGUCAGAACUAGAAAACGGCCCACUCACGAAUCUCAGUGCAGUCCCGAAGCGGUAUGCAACCCUAAGGAAGAAAGCGGGUCGAGAGGAGUUGGACGCUGAGAGAAGACUUUAGAAGCUCAGUUUGUGGAGAACAGAACAUCGUCGCGGGAGACUAGUCACGAGCAAGAAAAGACACUUUUGGGAUACGAGAAGAAAGAAGAGACAG